AUGCACGAAAAUCAAUUCCAUGAAAUUGACAUUCAAUCUGUUGAAAAAUGCACUCGAAUUAGUUUUUUUCGUGUUAUUAAAAAUGUUAGAAGUCGUUGUGAAAAAUUGACGAAUUCAUGGCCGCCAAACAAAAUGCAAGAUUCACGAUCUUCAGCAUUUAAUGUUAUUGACAUCUCGAAUCGAAGAUUGUCGUGGACGAAAGCGGAAACUACACAAACACAGGCGAUGUUGAGAAGAAGAAAAAAAACCAUCAUAUAA
Clunio marinus is the source of this 258-nucleotide messenger RNA. NCBI's taxonomy places the organism in Eukaryota, Metazoa, Arthropoda, Insecta, Diptera, Chironomidae. The record is from the annotation of a GenBank genome assembly.